Messenger RNA from Catharus ustulatus (Swainson's thrush), 2487 nucleotides. It is a transcript of the gene FNDC5, whose product is annotated as fibronectin type III domain containing 5. Bases 203 to 865 code for a protein of 220 amino acids. Gene Ontology annotation, biological process: positive regulation of brown fat cell differentiation. Lineage: Eukaryota; Metazoa; Chordata; Aves; Passeriformes; Turdidae. The record is from RefSeq and is a predicted model, not a curated record. Gene Ontology annotation, molecular function: protein binding. The transcript has 6 exons.
GAGGCACCGGGAGGCACCGGCAGCACCGGCAGCACCAGGCAGCACCGGUGAUACCGGGAGGCACCGGCGGUACCGGCGGCACCGGCCCCAGCGCUCUCCGCGGUGCUGAACGGCCCCGCAGAGCCCGCAGGACGCGCCGCCGGCGGGGCCCGGCCCGGCCCGGCCCGGAACGGCUCGGCCCGGCCCCAAGCGGCCGCGGGGGAUGGAGCCUUUCCUCGGCUGCACCGGCGCCGCGCUCCUGCUCUGCUUCAGCUACGCCGGUCUGCGCCCGGUGGAGGCAGACAGCCCGUCGGCUCCAGUCAAUGUCACAGUCAAACACCUGAAAGCCAACUCAGCUGUUGUCACCUGGGAUGUCCUGGAAGAUGAAGUCGUCAUUGGAUUUGCAAUUUCCCAACAGAAGAAGGACGUGCGGAUGCUGCGCUUCAUCCAGGAGGUGAACACCACCACCCGCUCCUGUGCCCUCUGGGACCUAGAGGAGGACACUGAGUACAUUGUGCAUGUCCAGUCCAUCAGCAUCCAAGGCCAGAGCCCUGCCAGUGAGCCAGUCCUCUUCAAGACCCCCAGGGAAGCUGAGAAACUAGCCUCUAAAAAUAAAGAUGAGGUGACAAUGAAGGAGAUGGCGAAGAAAAACCAACAGCUGCGAGCGGGGGAAAUCCUCAUCAUCGUGGUGGUGUUGUUUAUGUGGGCAGGAGUGAUCGCCCUGUUCUGCAGGCAGUACGAUAUCAUCAAAGACAACGAGCCCAACAACAGCAAGGAGAAAGCCAAGAGCCCCUCGGAGAACAGCACACCCGAGCACCAGGGCGGGGGCCUCCUGCGGAGCAAGUUUCCAAAAAACAAGCCCUCAGUGAACAUCAUUGAAGCAUGACAGGCUGACACCUGAGAGAUGGACUCCAUCCCUCACUCUCACGCUGCCUCUGAGCCCUGAUGACUGGGGAGGUGAAACAUUUUGGGAGCGAUUUGCAAAAACACGACCUCGCGAUUGUCACUCGCUGGCAUCCACCUCCUCAUCCGUGUUCUGCAAAACAUCUGGCCAGGAAGGGAAAUCCUGCAAGAAAAAAAUAAAUCCUGACACCCAAACAAAGAAGAUGGAGAAGAAUCAGUGAUGCUGGAUCUGUGAAUCACCUGGGUUGGAGCAAUGUCUCCUUUCCGCUCUCACGCUCCAUUUUCCGGGACACUUUUCCUGGUUUUUUUUGGGAAUGCACAAGGUUCUGUUGUGUCUUUCUCUGCUCUCACUGUCACUCCAUCCUGGCAGUAUUCCCUCUCUGAGCAGGAACAGAGGGAAGCUCAUGGCAAACACCACUGAGAAGCCAAAUUUUGGCUGCUGAGUGCUCGGGCCCUGCUUCGUUCAUCGAUGUGUGUCGCGUAACGCGUCUCGCAGGUGGGUUUUUCAAACACACACACACACACCAAAAAAAAAGAAAAAAAAGCAUCCCCAAGUUUCCAUUCCCACCAGGAGAACUUCCCUGGUUGUUCUCCAGCCAGGCUGCAGCACAUUCUCCACUGCUGCUGUCUCUCCUCUCUCACACUGGUGCUCUUCACCUCAGAAAAAUCGGGGAACGCUGAGGCACAGAUCAACACGAGGGGACACCAGAAGCUGUUAUUUAGCUUCCAGGAUAAUUUCAACCAUUUUUCUUCGUGGUAUUUUCAGCUGGGCCUGAGUCCACCACCGAUGGGAUAAAAGGUCCAUAAAAAUGUAGCCAGUCAGCAAAAAAAAAAAAAAGAAAAAUGACAAAAUACCUGAUGAUACCGGUUGCUAUGCAAGGUCCCCAGGGGCAGGAGCUGUUUAUUGUGGAAGGCUCUGGCCUGAGGGGCCUUUUUCUGAGGGCUUAAAGUUCUUAAAAUGCUUCUUUUAGUAAAGUUUCAGUGUGGGAAGGGCUGGUUCUUACACAUUCUGCCUUUGGAAUUCAGAGUCUGCUGGAGACAGCCCUUCCCAAAAAGGGAUGAGGACGGAUGGGAAAAGGGCUGGGCUCCUCCUCUCUCUUAGCAAGUUUGGAAGCUGGCAGGAUCCCUGGGGAUUGCUGGUGCUCUGGAAAGCUGGGAGAUGCCAGGACCAUGACAUGAAAAAGAUUUCCUCUUUGUAGUGUGCCAUGGGGUAUCUGUAUUUAUUGAAUUCCUCCACGAGACCACUCCAUAUGCACUUAGGGGAUGAGGCAGGAUCCGACUCUGAUCCAUCAAAUGCCGACAGAGGUCGGGCUGAGGAAGCCUUGGAGGAGCCUGGGUUGGGAGUUCCUGCAAAGGAACAGCCUGGCAGUGAGGAGCUGCCAUCUCUCCUCUUCCCCUGUCACCAGCUUUUCCCAAAAAAGUUUGGGGAAAAGGCACUGGGAAGUUCUCCUGCAGGUGUGCUGGUCCCAGCCAGGCCAACCCCAAAGGUGGCUCCAGGAUCCUUUGCCUGAACAUUUUCUUCCAUCACCAAGAAGGAGAGGUCACCACCUCUGAUACAGACAGAGCAAUAAACAUUUUAUAAUGUACAAUAAAAGAUUAAAAGCA